This is a messenger RNA of Python bivittatus (Burmese python), 1005 nucleotides long. Lineage: Eukaryota; Metazoa; Chordata; Lepidosauria; Squamata; Pythonidae. The record is from RefSeq and is a predicted model, not a curated record.
ACCAUUGCUGCCUACCAUAUUUCCAGACUGAUGGAAACCAGGAAAGAGAUAAGAAGAUAGUUCAGCUUCAAGUUAAAUAUAUGCAUGGAUACUGCACUUCACUUUAAAUGUGGUUGAUGUUUGUACCUUCUGCUGGACAGUUGAGCUAACAAGAAGGACUUUGAAAAAGAUUGAAAAAGAACUGCUUGUUAAAAUACUGUGUAUUUAUUUCUCAGAAAUUACUUUUAUUUUUUUUUCUGCUUGAAAGUUUUGCCCUUGAAAAAAAUAAUUGCCACCCUGGCUAAUCCCAGAUCAGAAUGGCUCUAUGCCUUAAGCAAGUUUUUAACAAAGACAAAACAUUUCGCCCCCGUAAGAAAUUUGAGCCAGGCACCCAGCGGUUUGAACUAUACAAGAAAGCCCAAGCUUCCCUCAAAUCAGGACUAGACUUAAAGACUGUAGUCCAGUUGCCCCCAGGGGAGAACAUCAAUGACUGGAUUGCAGUGCACCUUGUGGACUUCUUCAACAGGAUAAAUCUCAUCUAUGGGACCAUAUCUGAAUUCUGCACUGAGAAGAGUUGCCCCAUUAUGUCUGGCGGUCUGAAGUAUGAGUACCGAUGGCAGGAUGAUUAUCGAUUCAAGAGACCCACCAAGCUUUCAGCACCUCAUUACAUGUGCAUGCUGAUGGACUGGAUUGAGACACUAAUUAACAAUGAGGACAUUUUUCCUACUAGAAUAGGUGUUCCUUUCCCCAAGAAUUUCCAGCAGGUCUGCACAAAGAUCCUCACACGCCUCUUCAGGGUUUUUGUCCAUGUUUAUAUCCACCACUUUGACAGCAUCAUCAGCAUGGGUGCUGAAGCUCAUGUCAACACUUGCUACAAACAUUUUUACUAUUUCAUCAGUGAAUUCAGUUUGGUUGACCAAAGGGAAUUAGAGCCUCUGAAGGAAAUGACAGACAGGAUUUGCCACUAAAGAUAAUUUAGACAAUGUUGCAAGAUCAACAUUUAUAUGGACAAGACAUUUUGAUGAU